Messenger RNA from Halichondria panicea, 2401 nucleotides. Its product is annotated as DBH-like monooxygenase protein 1. The record is from RefSeq and is a predicted model, not a curated record. Gene Ontology annotation, molecular function: copper ion binding; dopamine beta-monooxygenase activity. Lineage: Eukaryota; Metazoa; Porifera; Demospongiae; Suberitida; Halichondriidae. The transcript has 13 exons. The coding region runs from base 311 to 2218 and encodes 635 amino acids.
UGUGUGUAUGCAUGAGUGUACUAUAUCCAAUCAGAGGGUAAGCAAGUACAGUUAUGUAACAGCCCCUUCCAAGAAAGUUCAACAGCCCCUUCCAAGAAAGUUCGUGAUAGGUAGUUAGUCACCACAUAUCCGGCCCUAUACUUUAUGCUUACAUGCAUGUUUCAAAUUAUAGGGGGAACCUAUACCUCAUCCAAGGAAUUCAGCCACUCCCUCCUCUAGCUCCCAGAUAAUUAUUAUAAAAUCAUGUUUCAGCACAAGAUUUUCAGUUGUAGUUUUUUCUAUUAUACAUUGCUGUUAAAGUACUUUAGACAUGAAGACAUUUGCUUUACUCGCUCUUCUCCUCCCUGCUGUCCUGGCAGCCCAUAUUGACCUCUCCACCUACCCUCUGACCGCUGACCUGAGACCAGCUACAGGGAGCUAUAGGCUGCACUGGAGCGUUGAGGGGCAAAGUAUAAGGUUUGCAGUGAAUGUGAGCACCACUGGAUGGGUUGGACUGGGACUGUCUCCCACUGGAGGAAUGCGUAACUCUGACAUCGUCAUUGGAUGGGUCAACGAUCAAGGACAAGCCUUUUUGCAUGAUCGCUUUGCCACUGGAAGAAGCCUCCCACCAGUUGAUGCCAUGCAAGACUGGAUCCUUGAGGGUGGAGAGCAAGAGAAUGGAUUCACUAUUCUUGCCUUCAGAAGAAAUUUGGUUACUUGUGAUGAACAAUUUGACAAAGACAUCCAGAGUGACACAGCUCGUAUGAUCUUCAGUUGGAAUAACGCUGACCCUGUUGAUGACGACCCUAAUCAAGUGAUGUACCAUGAGACAAACCGUGGAGCAUCCAGUGUUAACCUGUUGGGAGGACAACAAGAAGUGCCUCCUGAUCCGGCUGAUCUGCAAUCCUUUGAUAUCACUGUUAAUAUCACUCUUCCAAGUGAAAGAACUACCUACUGGUGUUCUGCAUUCGAGCUACCUGCAGAAUUGAAAAACAAAACACGCUACAUCACAAAGGUGACACCUGUUAUUCAAGCUGACAAUGAGCUGAAUGUUCAUCAUUUCCUGAUCUACGAGUGCACAAACCUCAAUAGCAACCACAUUGGCUACAGUGCUCCCUGUAAUGCUUUUGGAAAUAGUAGAGAUGCUGCCGUGUCUAGUUGCCGUCGUGGUGGCAACCCUCUAAUUGCUGGAUGGGCUGUUGGAGGAGAUAAAUUUGUAUACCCCGCUGAUGUGGCCUAUCCGGUGGGUGGAGAUGGUAAUCCUCACUUUCUUGUCAUGGAAACUCACUACGACAACCCUGAUCUACGCUCCAAUAUCUCGGAUAGCUCUGGCAUGAAAUUCUUCUACACAAGUACAGAGCGUACUUUUAGUUCGGGUUUUCUAUUUUUGGGGCAUGAUGUCCAUCCAUCCAUGAUUAUACCCCCUGGGGUGCAAGACUACAGAGUGUUUGGAGAGUGCAGCUCUGACUGUACUAGUGCACAUAUUCCAGAGGAGGGUAUCUCUGUUUUUUCCAGCACUCUGCACACCCAUCUUGCUGGUGUGGGGUUGGUCGUUCAUCACAUAAGGAGAAGUGAGACUUGUGGUGAUAAUGGAUGGGAACAGCUAAAGCCAAUCGAUCAGAAUCUGCAGUACGAUUUUAACUUUCAACAAACAGUUCAUCUUCCAGAGAUCAUUAAUGUCAAGCCAGGAGAUAUCCUGCGACUGGAAUGCAUCUACAAUACUACGGACAGAGAUCUUGUCACUUUGGGUGGUGAGAGCACAAUGGAGGAGAUGUGUCUGGUAUUCUUACAGUACUAUCCAAGGAUGGAUCUAACGACUUGUGUUUCAAAGCCUGCACUCAGAGAUCCUCAGGUCUUGCAACCCUUCUUGAAUGACUCACUGACUCCAGAGCAGCAGGAAGCUUUGCUGGAUGGAGCAAGUUCUGGAAACUUUGGAGUAGCUACUGUGAAGAAUGCUCUAAGUAACGUCAGUUGGACAUCCGAUGAAGUUGCUUCCCUGAAAUCUAGUGUUGUCAAUGGACCAGUACAAGAUUUGUGUAUCUCACCAAUGGGUUUUGCGGAAACUUUCCCCAAUGGCCUCCUAGCAGUAGAGUGUGAGUACCAAGCUCCUGACCCUCGGGCUGGUAUCUGUGACAGUACUACUGCUACUACCACUAUUUUUAGUGGAGCUGGAAAUGUGGUCGCUAAUGUACUUAUGGUGGUAGCUAUCACAAUGGGACUGAUGACUCUGAUGGUAUAACUGAAGUUGCUAUAUAAAAGAACAAUCUGACAAUUCAUAUAUGUUGUAUAACUAUAUAAUUAUUAGCUAGACCUAGAAUCUUUCAAGUAAAAACACCGGCAAUAAUUCCUGAAUAACUAUAUUUUUCUAUAGCUAUAAUAUUUCUGUUAUAUACUUGCUAUAAUUAUUAAGUUCUGAAUAGAG